Molecule: messenger RNA, 1137 nt
Organism: Stylonychia lemnae
Lineage: Eukaryota; Ciliophora; Spirotrichea; Sporadotrichida; Oxytrichidae
Source: the annotation of a GenBank genome assembly
AUGUUCUCCAGACACUUAACUCGUCAAAAUUGUGAAUUCAAUCAAUUCUAAGGCUCAAUGCCUCCAUUUAACUGUAGAUCUUCAGACCAGCUUUAAUCUUUUAUCGGUAAUCAUUAAUUCCCAUUAUUGGAUCCAGAGCUGUUCCUAUAAAAUAGUAACUUUUCACCAGUUUAAGAAUGGUAAUCAGAUGAUGAGUCCCAAUCAGAAAGAAUCUCUUAGGAUUAUAUGAUAGAUUAAAUCUAAAAUUCUAGCUUACAAGAUAUUGGUCAAUAAUAAAACAAUAUGACAGAUUCUUUUUCUAUCUUUUCUAUUUCAAACUUUGGAAAUAAUGAGGUUUCAUCAAAUCUUCUGAGUGAAGUUUCAAACAACUCUUCAAGUGCGUCCCUAAAUACAAAACAUAGUACUGAGAAUAAUGUUCAUUAAGAUAACUUACUUACGAUAAAUAUUCCUAUGGGAUCUAAUAAUUAAUAAGAAAUUGCCUAGCCAUAGGAGAUAAUAAAUAACAAUACUCAAACAAAUGAUGAAUCACAAAGAUCUAAUAACUAGGAGGAUGAUGAUUAAUCAUUUGAGUUUCAAAAUAGAUAAACGAAUCCUUUGAUUUUUGAUCCUCGUUUCCAAGACUAAAGUCAAGUCAAAAGAGAUGUUAGAUUGUUUUUGGAGGCCGAGUCCAAACUUAAUGGAUACUUGGAUCGAAACAAAAAUCACUGGACUGACUAAAGACUAUACGAUAAAGCAAGAACACUGUUGAAACUUUUACCUCUAGAAAAAUUCAGCAAUCCUGCACCUUAAGAAAUCUGGCUUGCAGUACUUUUGAUCUAUCCCAAUAAGGGUACUCUGACUACCAACAGAAAUCAGCGUAGAAGAAGACCUGUCUGCUGGCCUUUAUUUAAUGAACUUGAUGAUGAUACCAUCAAUCUCUUCAGAAAUGUAUUUGAGAACAAUAAUCAGGGUCUUAUCUCAAGUUUUUUCUCAAAUGAAUUCAUCAGGAAACUCUGGCCUAUAAUGAUUCCUCGUCUAGAAACCUUAGAGUUUAAAGACAAUUUAUAAACUACAAUGAAAGUAAUAGGAAGGCUACUAAAUGGUGUUUUCUAACUAGAUUUACCAUCUAAUCUUACAGGAAAUUCACCUAUUGAAUGA